AUGUUCCCCAGCCCCAGCACGUCCACUCCCUUCUCUGUAAAGGAUAUAUUAAACUUGGAGCAGAAUCACGACGUUAUGGUAUCUUUGGACAUUUCCCCUCAAAUGGACUGCUGCACCGUGCCGACAUCCUCUUCUUCGUCCUCCUGCAUGCUGGCCAGACUGAAGCAAGAGCCUCUCCGGGACAUGUCCUCCUCCACCGCUGCCUCUCUGUUAGGGGAGGACGUCCAAGACUCCAAGCCCGGCAGAGGCAAUCCGUUCAAUUUUGUUUCUACCUUUUAUGGAAAAUCCCUCAUGGAAAUGGACAUGGAGAAGGGUGGGAAAUCAGAUGCGUUUGAGGAGAAACGAAGAAAAGAGGACUUCAGUGUUCCGGCCGAGCCUGUGGAAGACAUAAAGCCCGAUGAUCCGGACCGACCCAGACCCCGGAGGCGCAGGAAGCCACGGGUCCUCUUUUCCCAGGCGCAGGUGUACGAACUGGAGCGCCGCUUCAAGCAGCAGAGGUACCUGUCCGCCCCGGAGAGAGACCACCUGGCGGGUGUGCUCAAACUCACCCCAACCCAAGUGAAGAUCUGGUUCCAGAACAGAAGGUAUAAGUGCAAGCGGCAGAGGCAGGAUCAGAGCCUGGAAAUGGUGUCUCUGCCGCCGCCAAGGAGGGUGUCGGUGCCUGUGCUGGUACGGGACGGGAAGCCUUGCCUGGCGGCGGACACGGCAGCCUAUAACCCCCCCUACAGCGUGGGCCCUCUGAACCAUUUCACUUACAACAACUACCCAGCUUUCAGCAGCUACACCAGCCCCGGCUGCAGCACGAACUAUGCAUGCAGUUACCCCGCAGCCACGACUAUGCAGGGGUCGUCCAACAACGGGAAUUACAUGAACUUUGGGGUCGCGGAGCUGAAUAAUGUACAGAACACAUUCUCUCCCAGUAAUGGGGUAUCGUCCUUACACGGCAUUAGAACGUGGUAA
This is a messenger RNA of Melanotaenia boesemani (Boeseman's rainbowfish), 960 nucleotides long. It is a transcript of the gene nkx2.5, whose product is annotated as NK2 homeobox 5. Bases 1 to 960 code for a protein of 319 amino acids. The record is from RefSeq and is a predicted model, not a curated record. Gene Ontology annotation, molecular function: DNA-binding transcription factor activity, RNA polymerase II-specific; RNA polymerase II cis-regulatory region sequence-specific DNA binding. Gene Ontology annotation, cellular component: nucleus. Gene Ontology annotation, biological process: cell differentiation; regulation of transcription by RNA polymerase II. Lineage: Eukaryota; Metazoa; Chordata; Actinopteri; Atheriniformes; Melanotaeniidae. The transcript has 2 exons.